Messenger RNA from Artibeus jamaicensis (Jamaican fruit-eating bat), 4646 nucleotides. RefSeq names its product TNFAIP3 interacting protein 2 (gene TNIP2). Lineage: Eukaryota; Metazoa; Chordata; Mammalia; Chiroptera; Phyllostomidae. The transcript has 6 exons. The record is from RefSeq and is a predicted model, not a curated record. Gene Ontology annotation, molecular function: K63-linked polyubiquitin modification-dependent protein binding. Gene Ontology annotation, biological process: regulation of transcription by RNA polymerase II; cellular response to lipopolysaccharide. Bases 128 to 1390 code for a protein of 420 amino acids.
CGGCCAGCGAGUGGGAUUCUCGGUGAGGGGCGGGCUCGCAGGCUAAAGUUCCGGGAAGGUGGCGGCUGGCCCAGAGCCGGCGCGGAAGUGGCCGGCGGCCGCGCGCCCUGGGUCCAGGCCCGCAGGCAUGUCGUCGGGGGACGAGGGGCCCGGCGGGCAGAAAGGCGCCCCGCGCGCGGCCGCCACUCUCUGCGGCCUGUACCACGAGGCCAGGCAGCAGCUGAGGCGCCUGCAGGACCAGCUGGCGGCCCGAGACGCGCUCAUAGAGCGCCUCCGCGCCCGCCUGGCCGCGCUCGAGGGGGACGCGGCGCCGUCGCUCGUGGACGCACUGCUGGAGCAGGUGGCGCGCUUCCGGGAGCAGCUGCGGCAGCGGGAGGGUGGCGCCGUGGAGGCGGCGUUGCGCCAGGAAAUCGAGAGACUUUCUGAGAAGCUAGAAGAGAGGGAGAGGGAGGCCGCCCGGUGGAUGCGCCGGCCGGAGCCGGAGCUGGAGCAGGAGGUCGCCCUGCUGCGGAGGCAGGUGGCAGAGAAGGAGCGGGCCCGGGCCACCAGUGACGUCCUGUGCCGCUCCUUGGCCGACGAGACCCACCAGCUGCGCAGGACUCUGGCCGCCACCGCCCACAUGUGCCAGCACCUGGCCAAGUGUCUCGAUGCACAGCAGGGGGCCGUGGCGGGGCAGAGCCCGGAGCCAGGACGUGCAGGCAAAGACACCUCUGUUCAGGCCACGAUUGAGAGGUUACAGGAAGAAAACCGACUGUUAAAGCAGAAGGUGGCUCACGUAGAAGACCUCAACGCCCAGUGGCAGCGCUACGAUGCCAGCAGGGAGGAGUAUGUGCGGGGGCUGUGGACCCAGCUGCGGGAGCCACAGGCGCCUGAGCCGGAGACGGGGCUGAUGAGGAAGGAGAUCUCCCGGCUCAACAGGCAGCUGGAGGCGAGGAUUGGCGAGUGCGCGGCGGCGGUGCGGGAGCUGGCGGCGGCACAGGAGCGGGUGCAGAUGCUGGAGCAGCAGAUUCUCGUGUACAAGGACGACUUCCUGUCGGAGAGGGCGGACCGGGAGCGGGCUCAGGGCAGGAUUCAGGAGCUCGAGGACCAGGUAGCCGCCCUGCAGCGCCAGGCAUCCCACGGGCAGGACGCCCAAAAGCCAGGCUCCUGCCGGAUUCACACAGGGAGCAACCCUCCCAAGUACUCAGAGACCGAUGCCACGGAGUUGCUGCUGCCUGCUGGCCAGCGGCCUGGGACUGGGUCCCAGUGUCUGGCCGCCCCCAGAGAGGACAGGCGCCCUGGAGUGGCCCGGAGCGGCCAGGGGGAGCUUCAGUGCCCCCACUGCCUGCAGGGCUUCAGUGACGAGCAGGGCGAGGAGCUCCUCAGACACGUGGCCGAGUGCUGCCUGUGAGCCCAGGCGGGGACAGGCUGGUGCCCUCAGCGCACGGGAUCAGGGCCGAGGGUGCUUCUGACCUUUCGCCUCCGUCCUGCUCCAGCCACGCACAGAGUAGGUCAGCGGGAGCACCUGGGGUGCUGCGGCCUGCUGGGAAGAGGUGGCCCGUGGGAGCCACACGUUGGCUCUCGGGGUGAGAGGGCCCUGCAGGGUGCAGAGCCAAGCGUGUGGCUCACAGCGCUGGCCUGGCCAGAGGAACCGCCGGCCUCGCUGGGUGCGGUGCGGUGCGGUGCACUGGCGCCGGUCACGCACCCCGGAGCUCAGGCACUUUCACUGCUCGUCCCCUUGUUUUUAUGACGCGAGUAUUUGCUGCUGUGACUGCUCGGGGAAGGCGUGGUGACUGGGGACAGGGGCUCAGCCGCGCCCCUGCUCAGGCAGGCGCCAGACCAGCUGGGAUGAGCAGCGGGCCCACUGCCCCUCUUGCCUGGAACACCCUCUCACCACCUCUGUCUGGGCAGGUCCUCGGUGCAGUUGGGGGUCAUCUCCUCUGGGGAGCCCCCACCCCCUCCCCGGAACCCCGCCCGGCAGGCCCGUCGUGGGGUGGGAAGCGGCAAGAAGCCUCAGCAACCUGACGAAGCGGAGCGGUCUGUGGACACCUGAGUGCUGGGACGAGGGGACCUUCAGACCCUUGGCUGACCCUCGCAUUGUGCAUACUUAGGGGGGACUGCAGGACCCCAAGUCAAGCAGGCUGGGAAGCGGCAGGAGCUGAGCAGAUGUUAGUGGCGCCCCUUGCACGGUGACAGUUUAGAAUUCCAGUCUCAGGGUUAGGAGGCCUGUGUGAGCACCUCAGGUUUCCCUCAAACCCAGAAGGGCCACCCUAGGAGCCAAGGUGAUAUCCUGGGGCAGCACCCAACAGCCCUUUGCCGAAAGAGUGCGCAGGCUCCAGGAACCAUGACAGGAGCCGGUGCCCAACAUGCCAGCAGUGCCCAGGACCUGGCCGGGCGGUGCCACAGGUCUGUGCACAGAGAAAAUACAACACGGGAAACCGGAGGCAGAAGGAAGACGCUUUCAGACUCACACAAGGGGACUGGACGACAGGGAGUGGCCACAGAAACGCUGCGGGCAGAACAGAGCCGUGGCAGGGCCCGGAGACGGACCGUGCACAGCAGUGUCCCGGCGGCUGUGAGACAGGCCGGCCCGACCGCCGGAGCUUCCCAGGUGGUAGCGGGCAGUGUUUGAUAAACUCAGACAAUUGUGAGGGUUUUGGCUGAUGUAAGGUGGACCAUAGGGAAUGAAGAAAGCAUAUUAUGAUCUUGAGGGUAACCAUUAAAAUAGUACUGACAGUCUUUAAUUGAAAAGUUAGAACAAUGUUCUGAUUAAUUUAAAGGAAGACGAGUUAGGAGAACUAAAGGAAAAAAGAAGAGGAGACAAACAGAAAACAGAUGGCAAAGUGGGAGCCUUAAACCCAACUAUGUCAACAGUCACCAUGAAAAUAAAUGGACCGGAGGUAGAGGUGUAGGCAGACACAUUGUACUUUCUCACACAAUCGGAAGGACAACAAAUUUAAAAAACAAAAACAACCACACUACCAGAAAAUCGAACUGUAUGGAGGUCUGGCAACCAAGGAGUUAAAGAAACAUUUAUCCAGACGGUAGGAGGGCAAAGCGCACGUGCAGCAAGGUGGCGGCUUGCGGGUUGGACGGCCCCAGGUUGGCAUGUGGAUAACAGGGAGGAACAACUGGGGAGCGAGACAGACCGUGCAACCUAAAGUUUUGGCUUGGGGAUAGAAAGUCUCGAACCUCUAACUGAAGACACCUGGGCCAACAGGAGGGUUGUGGUGGUAGGAGAGACUCCCAGCCUCACAGGAGAGCCCGUUGGGAGAGACCUGCAGGGUCCUAGAAUGCACACAAACCCACCCACCGGGAAUGGGCACGAGGAGGGCCACGUCUGCUUGUGGGAAGCGGAGGAAGUGACUGGAAGCCUACAGAGAGUUGAGCAAGCAGCACUGUUCCCCCUCGGACCCCUCCCCCACAGACAGCGCCACUAUCCAGUAUCCUGGUUGCCGCGCCCUGCCAAAUACCUAAAGCUCCGCCCCUUACUACUUAACAGGCUGGAGGAGACCAAAAAAAUGACCCAAAUGAAAGAUCAAAGCUCCACAAAAACUCAACUAAGUGACGAAGAGAGCCAACCUAUCAGAUGCACAGUUCGAAACAUUGGUGAUCAGGAUGCUCGCAGAGAUGGGUGAGUGUGGUCAUGAGAUGGAGCAAAGAGUGAAGGCUGUGCAAAGUGAAAUAAAGGAAAAUGUACAGGGAAUCGGCAGUGCCAGGAAGGAAACUGGGACUCAAUGAUUUGGAUGAGAAGGAAAAAAUAAACAUUCAAGCAGAACAGAAUGAAGAAAUAAGAAUUCAAAAAUAUGAGGAGAGGCUUAGGAACCUCCAGGACAGCUUUAAACAUUCAAACAUCUGAAUCGUGGGGGUGCCAGAAGGAGAAGAGGGAGAGAAAGAAAUGGAAAACUUAUUUGCAAAAAAUAAUGAAGAACUUCCCCAAUCUGGCAAAGGAAAUAGACUUCCAGGAAGCCCAGAGAGUCCCAAGGAAGUUGGACCCAAGGAGGAACACACCAAGGCACAUCAUAAUUACAUUAGCCAAGAUUAAAGAGAAGGAGAGAAUCUUAAAAGCAGCAAGAGAAGAGAAGACAGUUACAAAGGAGUCCCCAUAAGACGAUCAGGUGAUUUCUCAAAAGAAACCUUACAGGCAAGAAGGGGCUGGAAAGAAGUAUUCCAAGUAAUGAAAAUCAAGGACCUACACCCAAGAUUGCUCUAUCCAGCAAAUCUAUCAUUUAGAAUAGUGAAGGGUUAACAGGACUUUGAGAAUUCUCCCCGUUUAUGCCUGAGCUGUGACCUUGACUGGAAAAGUAGGUGCAGCGCUGUCUCCCAGGGAGAUUAGUAGCUUUUGAUCUUCUUCGGCUGUUCCCUUGGGAGAACCGGCCCUUCUCCCAGAGGGACUGCUUGGUUAAGUCAGAAUCACACAAGGCCCUUGGCGCGCAGCCAUGUUUGUCUGAAACAUACUUAAGCAGAGCCCUGAAGCGUGACUGUGGAAUCCCACCUGAAGGAAGGACGCUUCACUGGAACUCCCCAGUGAACCCCGAGUCCCGCUGUCUCGGGACCCCCAGCGUCUGCGUUAGGUGUGGGUGGUCUCCCGUCUGGUGCCGGAUGCUCUUGAUUCUUGAUUUUCUCUUGGCUCUUGCUUAAUAAAGUACUUAACUAUUCAUCUUUGA